Cuscuta campestris is the source of this 1300-nucleotide messenger RNA. The record is from the annotation of a GenBank genome assembly. NCBI's taxonomy places the organism in Eukaryota, Viridiplantae, Streptophyta, Magnoliopsida, Solanales, Convolvulaceae.
AUAAUACUCUUCGGGAGGUUCUCGGUUUGACGGACCCAGUGGAUAUUUGGGACAAGUUGGAGAGCCGGUACAAGUCAAAUGGCGGAGGAAGCUAACUUUAAUGGGCACUUGGAUGAAUUCAACAAGAUUACAACAGAGUUGGAAUCCAUUGACGUGAAGAUUGAAGAGGAGGACAAGGCGCUGCUUUUAUUGGCUUCAUUGCCUUCAUCUUUUGACAACAUCGUGACCACGCUCUUGUUUGGAAAAGAGACCUUAAAAUUUGAUGGAGUAGUUGCUGCGUUGUUGAUGAAUGAGACUCGGCGGGGUGGCAACGGGGUAUCAAAUGAUGGUCAAGCUUUGGUUGCAAAAGGAGCUGGUCGGGAACGAGGACGGUCUAAAGAGAGGGGCGGCGUGUCCCAACGCUUCAAAUCGAGUAGUAAAAGCUUUCGGUGUUACUACUGCGAUGAAGAGGGUCAUUUCAAAAGGGAUUGUCCAAAGAGGACGAAGGAAAAGAAGGACGGGAAAACACCCGUGACUGCGGUUGCAGAAAGUUCGAGCCAAGAAACUGAAGAAGACUUAUUUUUGGCAACCGCAAAGAGCCUAGAUAAAUCAGAUUGGAUACUAGAUUCGGGUUGUUCGUUUCAUACGUGUUCAGUUAAGGAAAAGUUUGAUACCUAUCAAACUUGUGAUGGGGGUGCUGUGAAGAUGGCAAAUGGUGCACGGAGCAAAAUUGCAGGGGUCGGAACAGUGCAAGUUCGCAUGUUUGAUGGCGUGGUGAGAACAUUAACUAGAGUGAAACAUGUACCGGGUCUAAAAGUAAAUUUGAUUUCCUUGGGGGCUUUAGAUUCAGAAGGCUGCCGAAUUUUUGCUCAAGGUGGAGUGUUAAAAAUCUCUAGGGGAGCAAUGGUAGUAGCAAAAGGAGUUUUGUCAAAUGGCUUGUAUAAACUUGUAGGAAAAGAUUUGGCACGGAAGCUAUCAGAAGGAAAAAUUACAAGUGCAACAAGCGGAGCAUUUGCAUGGAAGAAGCGGGUGACGUUUGAAGCUUCUCAGGUUGGUGGAGACUGUGACCUUUCCGGAACGAGCGAGGUGGAACCGGACCAUGGUUUGAUUAAUUAAUCAAGGUGGAGUUUGUUGGGAUAUUUGAUUAAUUAAUCAAAAAGAAAGAAAAAAAAUCACAAAGAGGACAAAGAAGAUCAAAAGUGGGAUAUUUGAUUGACUUGGUGCAUGUCAUCAAAUCAAAGAUGAUUUUUUGGUUUCUUGACUCCUUCUCAAGCCAUGCAAGCAUACGGAGCUUUUUUUGUUAUAAAAGUAAGGCAAUAUG